Molecule: messenger RNA, 6206 nt
Organism: Oncorhynchus kisutch (coho salmon)
Lineage: Eukaryota; Metazoa; Chordata; Actinopteri; Salmoniformes; Salmonidae
Gene: vwa5b1
Product: von Willebrand factor A domain containing 5B1
Exons: 21
Coding region: 465-4499 (1344 amino acids)
Source: RefSeq, a predicted model, not a curated record
GGAAGCAAGGGGGAGGCAGGGAGAGGGGUAUGGGGCUUGCUGUACCCAAAGAGGGCAACGUCAUGACAAUGUUCAGUAGAUCAGAGGCCCCAACCACUCUACAUUUAAAAAAAAUUCUCUCUAAUGUUUUUGUUUUCAUUUUCACCAAUCGCCUUUGUAGUCUAAGCAUAGUCUAAGCAUGCAAGGACUGAACUGAUAGUUUGAAUUCUCCUGUGGUUUUAUUGUCUGGGCCUGCUCUGCAGGGAUGUAAUGUUUUUGCUGAUCAGAAUUCUGGACAGCAAAAGACAUGAUUCUACUUCAAAGGCACUAAAAAGGCCAUUACUGUUGUCUUUGAUGUUAUUGUUGGACAACAAUGCAAGGGUGAGGAUAUCAGAGCUAGACUUAUACUGAUGUUGCUUGUUUGUUGAAAUAUUGUACAAGUUAUUAAAAAAGAUUCUGAACAUGAUGUUUUUUACCCUCUGUCUAUGAUUGGCAAUGAAAAGAAACUCACCAUGCCAGGCCUGAUCAACAAGGGGAGUCAGAAUGCUCUGCCUCUCAGUGUCUGCGAGAUCACUUCCUGUGUCAGAGGUUACACCCUGGCCCUGACAGCAUCCAUGACCUACAAUAACUUUGAGGACAAUCCAAUUGAGGGAGUCUUCAUUUACCCGCUGGAAGAAUGCUCUACCGUGGUGGGAUUUGAAGCUAUGAUCUCCAACCAGAUAAUAACCGUGCAAAUCAAAGACAAGUCCAAGAUUGAUGAUUGUUACUUUGAUUGCUGCACUACAACGAAUGGUGCCCUUCAGAGUGGCAGUGGACAUAUUGUGCUGGAUGAGGACUUGGAGAGGACAGUGUUGGUGGUGAACCUGGGGGUCAUCCCCCCUCUGGAGACGGUCAACGUGUUGGUCAGCACCUCCUCUGAGCUGCCCACCCUUCCCAACGGGGGUAUCCGGGUCACCUCACCCACCGUGUGCACCCCCAGGGUCCAGAGAACCAUCAACGAGGAGCAGGGACUCUCCGCAAACUUCCACAACAGAGCGAGGGGCAGCAGGCAUAAUUGUGCCCUGGAUCCAAAUGAGCAGACUCCUAUCACCCCCCAGCUGUACAUGGCCCAGCUGCUGGAGGAAGAGGCCAUCAACUCCAUUGACUAUGAGUUUAGCUUCCAGCUGGAGAUCAGAGCCCCGUAUCUCCUUGCAGGUGUGGAAAGCCCCUCUCAUGCCAUCCGGGCAGACGCAGACCCCCUGGCCCGCUCAGCCACCAGCGUCGUCAUCACACUCGCUGACAAGUACACCUACGACUGCCCUGUGGAGAUCAUCAUCUACCCCAGUGAUCCUCAUCUGCCUCUUGUGCUGAUUGAGGAUGGAGACAUGACACUGGAGGAGUACGAUGAACACCUCACAGGGAAGAGUGACUACAUCAAGGCCAUCAAGAAGGACUCCAGUAAUGAAAAGAAAGUGGAUAUCAUUCGUAAGCGUCUCCACAAGGACAUCCUCCACAACCCUGCGGUUAUGCUCAACUUCUGCCCAGACCUCAAGUCCAUGACCUCUGACCUAAGGAAGGUGCAUGGAGAGUUCAUCUUCCUCAUCGACCGCAGUGGGAGCAUGAGCGGGGUCAACAUCAGCUGUGUCAAGGAUGCCAUGGUGGUGAUCCUGAAGAGCAUUGUGCCUGCCAGUCUCUUCAACAUCAUCGGCUUUGGCUCCACAUUCAAAACACUGUUUUCUACCAGUCAGAGCUAUGAUGAGGAAACAGUAACCAUGGCUUGUGAGUACAUCAGGAAGAUCCGAGCUGACAUGGGCGGCACCAACAUCCUGGCACCACUUAACUGGAUCCUGAGGCAACCCAUGCACAUGGGUCAUCCACGCAUGCUCUUCCUGAUCACAGAUGGGGCCGUCAGCAACACAGGGAAGGUCAUCGAGCUGGUCCGCAGCCAUGCCCGCUACACCAGGUGCUACACUUUCGGAAUCGGUCAGAGUGCUUGCAGGAGACUGGUGACUGGACUGGCUACUGUUUCCAAAGGAACGGCAGAGUUCUUGGCAGAAGGGGAGAGACUGCAGCCCAAGAUGAUCAAGUCUCUGAAGAAGACCAUGGCCCCAGUGCUGAGUGACAUUGCCAUCGACUGGUUGUUCCCUGAGACCAAGGAAGUGUUGCUCUCCCCUGUAGGCUCCACCUUCCUGUUCCCUGGGGACCGUCUGAUUGGCUACAGUGUUGUCUGUGACACCACACGCUACCAUCCCAACCCCAAGUCUGAUAAGAGGAAGCACUACAGUAUGAUGCGUUCCAAUGACUCAGCCAGCUCCGUGUUCUACCACUCCCAAGAGGAGGACCCAGGGAUGACUACAGGCUUCUCUGACUGUCAGGGAACCCACAGGGACAUACACUCCAGCCCUCUGUUUGACUCCUACCAAGACUCCAUGUCAGAGAGCAACCCUGGCCCCACAAAGCAUAACGACAUGGGAAUGGACAGUAAAACAUCACCUAGAAGACGUGGGUAUAGCACUAACCAGAUAGUGGACUACAACCCCAACAUGAAGAAGACCUACACUCCCAGUGACCCCAGCUCUGUAGAGGGGAAGCACCCGCUGAGGAGAGCUAAGGUCCAGGAGCUGAAUGGACAGACCAGCCCCGACUAUGGAGCACAGUGGAAGACUGAAUGCCAGCCACAGCUGGUGAGCUUGUGUGCCACAUCUGCCACGGCCAUCAGGGAGUGCCCUACCAAUGGGGCUUCUCACAGGUCCUCCCCCCAGCAGGAGGGGGCUCCCCAGGAGGCGACGCCAGAGCAGGCCCACUCCCCCGGCUCCAAGCUGCAGGCCAGAGCCACCAGGAGCUGGGCUUAUACAGAGCACGCCUUAGGAGGAGCCAGGAGCACCGUUGGGGAGGACGGCUCGUCCUCCACUGACCCCUCUGUCAGCAGCUUCGGAGACGCAGACUGCUACCCUAAUCAGCUGUGUGAGAUCGAAACCCCCCAGGAGCCUCCAGCCACCCCAGACCUGAUCUCAGCCCCUCAGGACAGGGACUUGGGGAAGGGGUUUUGUAAGGUUGUGGUGUCUGGCCUGCUCUGUGGGAAGCCAGUCAAGUGGGAGGUGACCUUUGACAUAGAGCCCUACCUGAAGGGCAGAGAGCGAGAAGAGAAGGUUCACGAAGAACUCUGGAAUGAAACGUUCCAUCACCUGGCUGGACGUUCCAUCAUUCAGGACUUUGAGCACAUGGUAGAUCAGGAGUGUGAGAUUGAGCAUGGUUCUGGCAGAAGAUACCGUUUAUAUGCCAUUCACACCAGCAAGGCCUGUAACAUUCUCAGCAAAUACACUGCCUUUGUGCCCGUUGAUCUGGACACUAAUGAAUAUCUACAGACCUAUAUCGACUAUGUCAACCCAGGUAAAGGUCGGAAAAAGGGCUCUCACUCUGGGAACAGGAAGAACCGGGGUUACUCCAUCGGACUGGGACGCUCCCAGUCUGGCUGCAUGUCAGAGGAGUCUGAGGUCGGACACCUGCCCACCAGUUUGGAAGAUGGGGCCUCUCCAUGUAGCACCCCCUCAUCCUCUACCUGGGAAAGAUGCAGCUUUACAGAUGCCUCUCAGAGGAGCCCGUCGGUGACCUCAGACCAGAAGUCGGUGGAGAGCCUCUUCUCAGCCAAGCUGACUCUCAACCGGACGAGACUCCUAACCCGGGCCGCCAGGGGCUUCAUGUUUCGCUCACACAGCAAAACCAGCGACUCUGUGGGGGAGAGUGAGAACGAGAACAAAGACUACAUUCCUCUGGUGUCCUUACAGUUGGCAUGUGGUGCGUUCUGCCUGGACAUCGCUCUGUGUGAGGCCAUCAACGUGUCCAUGGACAAGCUGAAGUGGACAUCUCCCUUCACCAGCCACCGGAUCAGUCUGGGUCACCACGUCUCCCACUCAGCCAGCCGCCGCUCAAACAGCAGCGCUGCAGACAACAGCCACAGGUCCACCUCUCCAUCUCCGUUUGAGAGCUCAGCUAAGGAGACAGAAACCAGCCUGGCAGGCCACCACCAGCACAAGCCUGGAGACCUGGUUGUCAGCAGCCACAGACAAGGGGGGCACAGCCCCUCUCACCUGGCCAGGAGUCCACGGACUGAGGGUUGGCCUGGGUCUUCUCCUUCCUUCCUAGGCGGCCCCUCCACCCCUACCUCCUCCACCUACGCCGAGCACCCUCUCUCCCCUCACUCCCAGACAGACAGCGGAAGGGACUCGGAGUCGGAGAGCGUGGAAACCCCCCCAGCAGCGCCUCCUGGUGGCCCGGGGUCCAGGAAGAGGCUGAAUACGGAGGGCAUGGUGUGGGCCACGGCUGUAGCCCUGGCCUGGCUGGAGCACAGCUCGGCCAGCUACUUCAUAGAGUGGGAGCUGAUAGCAGCUAAGGCUAGCAUGUGGCUCAGUGCCCAGACCAUCCCUGAAGGAAAGGACUUAGCCUCAGUCAAGUCUGCUGCCAACCAGCUCUUUAUCAUCCUCAGACACUGGGACGAGAACCUGCAGCUCAACAUGCUCUGCUACAACCCCAACAGUGUCUGAGGCUGAUUGCAUCGCAUGCACCGUCCUCCAUCCGGACAUAUCCAACCAUGCUAUGCUAACUGACUAACGCUUUAUUUACUAUUUAUUUUUUGCCAUUUUGAGUAUUGCGGAAUUUGUUAGUGCAGCUAUUGUGAGCAUUGUGUCGUAGAAUUGAUUCUGUUAUGAUAACUUCUAAACCUGUCAGAAGCUUCCCAGAGGCACAAACUUGCUUGUUGUCUCCCUUUGGGUGGAUACAUUCACCAGCUAUGGGUUUGAUUAAACAUGAUUCUAUUCACAUGGUGAAGGAAAUCAGAAGUGUAAGAGUAAACGUACAUAUUCAAAAAAAUUGAAGUUUAUGAAAAUAUAUGUAUUGUUUUAUUUAUGUUUAAUAUUUCCAUCAUAUUGAUGUCCAAUGAUGAGAGAAUAUGCCAAAACAAUUCCCAUGAGACUUUUACAAUUAUUUAUAUUGCAUCUAAUGUGUUUGAUCGUCACAAUCAUUUCAAAAUCAAUAUUGUGAUAUAUGAAAAUUUGCCUGGUCCCAGAUCUGUUUGUGUCUUGCCAACUAUGGCCAAUUCCUCUUGGAGGAAUCAGAAACCAUCCUUUUAUCGCUGAUUAUUUUGUAUUCAUCAGCCAUAAGUGCCUAACAAUGAUUAAACACAAACAAAGAUUGGUUAUCAGAAAUACGUAUUUAGAUGUUUCUCCGUUGUUAUUGUUUCCAUAUAAAAAAAUGCUCAGCGUGUUUUCUUUUGUAGGUAUUCUGAAUAAUGUGAUAGAAACUUUCAAGUUGGAUGAAAGAAAUGAGUUUUUCUGUCCUUUGUCCUUUCCUUUGUCCUUUCAUUUCCUUUGUCAUUUCCUUUCCUUUGUCCUUUCAUUUCCUUUGUCAUUUCCUUUCCUUUGCCCUUUUCUUUGUCCUUUCCUUUCCUUUGUCCUUUCCUUUCCUUUGUCAUUUCCUUUCCUUUGUCCUUUCAUUUCCUUUGUCAUUUCCUUUCCUUUGUCCUUUCUUUGUCCUUUCCUUUCCUUUGUCCUUUCCUUUGUCAUUUUCUUUCCUUUGUCCUUUCCUUUGUCCUUUCCUUUCCUUUGUCCUUUUCUUUCCUUUGUCCUUUCCUUUCCUUUGUCCUUUCCUUUCCUUUGUCAUUUCCUUUCCUUUGUCCUUUGUCCUUUUCUUUCCUUUGUCCUUUCCUUUCCUUUGUCCUUUUCUUUCCUUUGUCCUUUCCUUUCCUUUGACCUUUCCUUUUUCCUUUUACUUCCUUGGUCCUUUCCUUUCAUUUGUCUCUUUUAUAAGACAUUGUACUCUGCUCUCAUAUUUCCUCAAAAAUGUUGUUGAUUUUACUCAGGUAGUAUUAUUUUCCUAAGGCUUUGAAAUUUCAUCCAUCCUGCUGCAUGGAAAACCAAUGUGUGUGUUAUAAUAUGUAUCAACAGUGGGAGCAAAGCAAUUCCCCCACAGCCAACCUGUUCUGCUGCAUUUGGCCCAGGUCAGAAGUAGUGCACUAUAGAGAGUCAGGUGCCAUUUGGAACAUACCUUUAGAAAUAUUGUAAUUGUGAUCUGUGUAAACUUAUAGUGAUUGUGGCGGCUGGUUUUACUUGUGUACAACUCGAUUGUUGCUGUGUGUUUUGAAAAUAUGAUUGUUGACUGUUUUGAGGCUGUUAAAAGCUUCCAUAGUCUCAGUUUGCUAAAUGUCAGUGGCAUGACUAUGCAACUGCAUGUAAUAAAAUAUUUCCCCUCAUGAA